CCAACCUCCUCUUCCUCUCUCGCACACAGUCAAUCAUCUCGCGAGAAAACAGCCUCCUCCAAUAGGAGGCGGGAUAGUAUAACAACUCGGAUAAUGCGCGUAGCAGAAGAGGGCGGGACGAGACAAAUUAAAUGUAUACACUGUUCGUGACAUGGGACACUGAGGAACGUGUAUUUUGAGAUGAACAAAUGUUUGGAAACUAAUAUACACACUUAUUAAAGAGAGAUGGCUGCUACGGUGUUAGGGGACCCCUAUCACAUCGGGGGAGCCCCUUUAGCGAUGCUAGCUGCCCAGUGCAAUAAAUUAGACAGAUGUCCUUCUCCUCUUGGCAAUUCUUCGCUGAAUAAAGGUUUCCAUCCCUGGAAGAGACCGGUUACAGCGGUGACGGCUCCGGACCCCAUGACGUUUUCAUCACAAAGAAUCCCAGGAUUAAACGGAAAUAUGUCCACAUCCGGUUUGAACUACAACCGUGUUCCAAUAACUUCCGUUAGUUCAGCCAGUGGAGGUGGUGAUUGGCUACAUCAGUCGCCUGUUUCUCAGCACUCAAACGAUACCCCUUCUCCUACUUAUCCUCCAAAAAUGUACUCAGAAAACUGUAUGAGUGGUUCCGUUCUCGGAAACAUGUACUCACGAUUACCGACAACCAUGAGUAGUCAUCCUUACGAUUCCUGGUCCCUUAACUUGACACAUCAUUCAACGGUAAAGGAUGUAAAUACACCGACAAAUACGACUGCCUCGUGGUGGGACAUGCAUUCGAAUCAUAAUUCUUGGUACCCGGACAUCCCCGGCUCUUCUCCCGGAAUACACUCCACCUUGCCUUCAAAUUACUCCAAUUCAGACUAUAGUUUAACUCACCCAUUAGGGUCCUCAGCGAAUCCGUAUCUUGCAAGUAAUCAGCAUUUGCUAUCGGAAACAUAUAAAAGCAUGUUUCCAUCACAAACUGAUAUUGGUGCUAAUUCAAUGAAUCAAUUUUUACCCAGGCCCGUUCUUUCAAAUGUGACUGCUGCUUCAAAGUCUCAGAGACGCUUGGCAGGCAGAGCCACAUGUGACUGUCCUAACUGUCAAGAAGCAGAGCGACUUGGACCGGCUGCUGCUCACCUGCGAAAAAAGGCAAUGCACAGUUGCCACAUUCCGGGAUGUGGAAAGGUAUAUGGGAAAACUUCUCACCUGAAGGCACAUUUACGCUGGCAUACUGGAGAGAGGCCCUUUGUCUGCAACUGGUUAUUCUGUGGGAAACGAUUCACACGGUCAGAUGAGCUUCAGCGUCAUUUAAGAACACAUACGGGCGAAAAACGUUUUGCGUGUCCGGUUUGCAACAAACGCUUCAUGAGGAGUGAUCAUUUGAGUAAACACACAAAAACGCAUAAUUGUGGCGAAGGCAAAAAGUCGGAGAGCAACUCGGACUCUGAUACCAGCAACGACAAACCAGCAAGUGCGCCGGGAAAUGGCAAAAAAUAAACAGUCGCAUGAAACUCUGCAAAGAAACGAAAGAAUAUGUGAGGAAACUUGUAAAUAUUAUGCAUUGAUUGCAUACAAGGUGUGUUUUUAUUAAAAAUCACAUUAGCUAAAUGAAGGGUCACAUCAAUUGAGAGUGGUCUUCCAUAUAUAUAUAGUUAUUCUACUUUUGCUGUAUACAAGUCUGAUUCAUAUACAUCUCAACAUAUCUGUGACCAUGACAAUUUCAUUUUUCUUAAGAGAACGACAAUCAUGAUAUUACUUCGAGGUGUGUUCGAAAAGUCCUUUUGCUUUAGAAGUAUUGAUAUUCUUGAUGAUUAGAUUUUAUAUUGUUUUGAUGUGUGAGGUUCUAGCACUUACAGUUGAUUAUAUUAGGAAUAUAUUUAGUGUACAUUUGGGAAUGUUGAUAUAUGCAAUAAAUAUGACAAAAA
Messenger RNA from Ostrea edulis (European flat oyster), 1886 nucleotides. RefSeq names its product transcription factor Sp9-like. Gene Ontology annotation, molecular function: RNA polymerase II cis-regulatory region sequence-specific DNA binding; DNA-binding transcription factor activity, RNA polymerase II-specific. The record is from RefSeq and is a predicted model, not a curated record. The coding region runs from base 226 to 1458 and encodes 410 amino acids. Gene Ontology annotation, biological process: regulation of transcription by RNA polymerase II. The transcript is spliced from 2 exons. Lineage: Eukaryota; Metazoa; Mollusca; Bivalvia; Ostreida; Ostreidae.